Messenger RNA from Sciurus carolinensis (gray squirrel), 1773 nucleotides. RefSeq names its product androgen dependent TFPI regulating protein (gene Adtrp). Gene Ontology annotation, cellular component: membrane; endomembrane system. The transcript is spliced from 7 exons. The record is from RefSeq and is a predicted model, not a curated record. NCBI's taxonomy places the organism in Eukaryota, Metazoa, Chordata, Mammalia, Rodentia, Sciuridae. Bases 346 to 1035 code for a protein of 229 amino acids.
AUGUGCCUGCUCACCUUGGUCGGCCUUCCCAGCAGCCAGCCAGCCUGAGAGGCUCUCCCACCCCCAGCCAGCUUUCUUGCUCUUUCAUAAGCAAAAUGAGUUUUCACCAACCCCCGAGGGAGACCUGCUAAGAGCUGUCUGUCAUCCUCAGUCCUGAUGACGCUACUCUGGGAGACAGCCAUUCCAAGGAAGUCCUAUAAGGUGAGGCCAAGCCUUUCGGGAAAUAGCUGGCAGGGGUGUGUUUUACAGCUCUCCAGACUGCCUAGGAGUUGAUCUGUGACUCACGGAAGGACACUACAAAGAAGUGACUGGAGGUAUCUAGUGCCCUGGCCAGAGGAAGCGGUGAUGAAGACUUGCACGUGCAUAUACCACUUUCUUGUCUUGAACUGGUACGUCUUCCUCAAUUACUACAUCCCACGUCAUGGAAAGGACCAGAAGCAAUAUAAAAUAUUUCAGGAUGGUGCCCAGUGGAAGUACUUGACACUUCUUAAUCUGUUCUUGCAGGCCUUUUUCUUUGGGGUCGCCUGCCUGGAUGAUGUGCUAAAAAGAAUCAAAGGAAGAAAAGACAUUAAGUUCAUCACCGCCUUCAGAGACCUGCUGUUCACCACCUUGGCUUUUCCCGUGUCCACAUUUGUAUUUUUGGUAUUCUGGACCAUCUUUCUCUAUGAUCGAGAGCUCGUUUACCCCAAGGUCCUAGAUGACAUCUUUCCAGUAUGGAUGAAUCACGCAAUGCACACCUUCAUAUUGCCCUUCACGCUGCUUGAAGUCAUCCUCAGGCCACACCACUAUCCAUCCAAGAAGACAGGAAUCAUGUUGUUGGCUGCUGGGACUCUUGCUUACACUAGCAGGGUCCUGUGGAUCUACUCUGAGACUGGUAGGUGGGUGUACCCCAUGCUUGGAAAACUCAGCCCCCUGGGUCUCGCAGCCUUCUUCUCCUCCAGCUACUUCUUGAGUGUCAGCAUCUACCUCCUUGGAGAGAAGAUCAACCGCUGGAAAUGGGGUGACAUGAUGCAGCCAUGGAUGAAGAGGAAGUGAUUACACACCAUUUUCCAAAAAUCAAGGAGGAAGAAAACAUGAGAGAUUUUUUCUCGUCAGCAUUAUUAUUAUUCUUUCUGUGGGGGAGGUGAUAGAAGAACAUAGGAAUGUAGAAGGGACAGAGGUUGAUAUUUAAAUUUAAUCAGAAGUUAUGAAGAUAGAUUAAUUUGAGGAUUCUUGGUUCUUUGAAAGUUUAUACAUGCCCAGAACAACUGCUUCCCAUCUCAGAAUUUGUUAACUUUGCCUGACCUUCACAGAGGAUGAUGGUUUCUGGGUCAAAAUAUGGCCAAAGGUCAAAGAAUCACACAUAAACUUCAUGUUAAAGAAUACUUAGAGAAAGGGAGAGGAACUUAGGAUCAUCCAAACUCUUCACUUUCCAAAGGAGGAUGGUGAGGAUCCAGAUGAGAAGUUACCUGCAUCAAAGAAUCUAAAUGAAGAUAAGGCCUUCUAUCACCCAGAUCUCCUAACUUCCAGUUCUGGGCCAUUUUCCAAAAUCUCUUUUUCUCUAAAAAAUAAGUAUUUUAGUAAGGUAGUUAUGUUCAUGGAUUUCUCUCUCUGUAUUUUUUUUUUUUUUCUUCUUGAUUUAGAAAUGUAGGGAGGAGGUUGCUACCAAAGUUGUCUGUCUACCUGGUAACACAGCAAAUUAGUUGGGGCAAUAAGAAAAUAAGUUAUUAGCUAUUGGGAAAUUGGUCCUUUUUGGAAACAAACUUUUGGGGCAAGAAUAAAUUGUGAACAUAA